CUUUCUUUGUCACUUUCUCGAAAAAUCCCUUUUCGAAUUUUCUCGAGAAAAUUAAAUUAAAGAAGACUAGUUUUAAUCCCUUUCUUUUAGGAAAAUUCUCUCUCAUUUAAUAAAUCUCUCUCUCUCUCUCUCCAACGCAUUUGGAUAUCAGCAAUAAUAACGCAGUCACUUGGGCAAUGGCGGACGAGAAGGUCAUCAAUGGCGUGGCAUCUGACGGUGUCGACGAUCAGACGGGGGAGAGGUUCUACGAUCUCGAUCAGCGCGGCGACAACGAUGCUAGGGUUUCGGACCUGGCCAAGAAGAUCGAGUCCCUGGAAAUCGAGAAGCUACAACUGGUCCACGAGAACACAGAGACCAAAGAGCGAAUCAAGAAGUUGACGGCGGAGAUCGAAGAACUGAAAAAUGACUACGCAUGGAAGAAUGAGAAGCUUGGAGAAAUGGAGAAUGAAAUUGAAAGGUCCAAUGAGGCCAAGAAGGCUCUUGAGGUGAUCGCCGCCCGAGCCGUGGAGCUGGAGUCGGAGGUCUUGAGGCUCCAACAUGAUUUGAUUUCGGCAGUGAGCGAGGGCGAGGAGGCGAAUAAGGAGGUGAUUGAAUUGAAGAGGGAGGUGGAGAGUUUGAAGAAGGAGAAGUUGGAGAGUGAGAAGAGAGUAAGAGAAUUGGAGAGGAAAGUUGGGGUAUUGGAAGUGAAGGAAAUUGAGGAGAAGAGUAAGAAAGUGAGGAUUGAGGAGGAGAUGAGGGAGAGGAUUGAUGAGAAAGAGAGAGAGAUUGGUGGGUUUAGGAAGAAGGUUGAGGAUUUGGAGUCGUUGAUCGCCAAGAAAGGGGUUGAAUUGGAGAAAUGGAUGAGGGAGAAAUUGGGUUUGGAGGCAUUGGUGAGGGAGUCAGAGGAGAAGGCGAAAUCAGUGGAAUUGAAGUUUUUUGGAUUGCAGAAAGAAGUGGAGGAAGCAGAGAAGGUGAUCAGUGGGUUGAAGGAGAAGGCGGUGGACGCGAUUAAUGGGAGCGUGGAUGGUAUAAGGGCGAGAGUUGGUGGAGAGAACAAGGGUUUGAACUUGGAUUGGCCAGUGGUAGCGGCAGGGUCUACUGGUGCUAUUGCUUUUGCGGCUGCUGUUGCGUAUGUGAUUUACGUGAAGCGGAGGUGAUGGCAUUACGGAGAUGGAUAGAGCAUGGAGGAGAAGGUGAGCAGGAUGGAAGUUAGGAGUUCGGAUUUAUGGAUUAACAAUGUGUUUCAAUUUUGUUAGGCAUAAUAUGUUUUUGCUUGGCUUUGGUUUUGAGCCCAUGAAUCUUUUGUUAGCUGUGAUUUUGAAGUGUUUGUUGUUGCACCUGUUUUGUUGGGAAAACUUAAGUCAUCGAUCGAUUCUAAAGGCAUUACAAUGAUAUAGAUUAGAAAAGUUACUACA
Alnus glutinosa is the source of this 1394-nucleotide messenger RNA. RefSeq names its product peroxisomal and mitochondrial division factor 2. The record is from RefSeq and is a predicted model, not a curated record. Lineage: Eukaryota; Viridiplantae; Streptophyta; Magnoliopsida; Fagales; Betulaceae. The transcript has 2 exons. Bases 177 to 1136 code for a protein of 319 amino acids.